UGAGAGUAAUCUCUUCCACAAAACUGGGGCAGAGACCCAUGCCCUCCCAUCAUCAAUUCUUUCAGGCCCAUCCAUUCUCAUCAAAGCACCAAUAAAUUUUUAGACAAUGAUAGUGAAAUCAUAUAAUAGGUAUGGGAAGUGGGAAUUGAUGAAUACUAGUAUGGUCCAAAUUUAUUUAAUCAGCAUCUUGUGAUGAUGUAGCUUGCUUUGUAACUCUCACAUGGUGAAUGGAAGCUUUUGGUUGGCCCGGUCCGGUUUUGCAACUCAGUUGGAUCCUGGUUGAGUUUGAGUUUCGUGUAUAUGGACGUGGGCGAGUUAUGCAAGAGAAAUAAAAAAAACAAAUUAGGGUUCGUUUGUAGGUGAUGAGUAUGUCUUAAAUGACCUCCAUUCAGUCAUAACAGUUUUCAUGAGAAGAUAUUACUCAGAUUGACUGAACACAGAAAGUUUCGAAUAAUAAGAUUGACUAAUACUAGUUGCGAAGAAGUGUGCCAAAUGCUUCCCUUUAUGUACCAAUACAAACAAAACGGUAUUCAAUCAAUGCACACAGAUAGGUUACCCCUGGUAAAUAGAGCCUCUUUUGAGGUCCAACACUCCUAUGACGGGCUAGGUUUCAACACCAUUCACUUGUAAAGCUCCCUCUAUUACCAACACACACCUCUACUCUGCAUCUCAACCAUUAAUGGCUUAUGGUAACGAUGAAAGUUGACAUAAUAUCUCAUUGGUCUCAAAACAUGGGGUAGGAUACUAUGCUAACCCCUAAAGGGGUAGUGAUUUUUGACACCCUCCUUUAUGAUUGGCCAAUUUUAUUUUCAAUCAUUGGCAAGUAUUAAUUAAACUGGUUUUUUAUUUUUUUUAAUCUUGUAAUUUGGGGUCUCUCACCACAUUGGAAAAGAGAAAGAAUCUGGGAAAAAACGAAAUCACCCCCAUUAAUUACAUAAUUAAUUUCUCUCACUGGUACAUUAAUUACACGUACCACUCUACUGGUACACGUACCACUCCACUGGUACACGUACCACUCCACUGGUACACGUACCACUCCACUGGUGCACGUACCACUCCACUGGUGCGAGCAAUCCACAAGGUAGGUUAGAGUGAGAACAAUACCAGUGCAAUGAUAUUUUUCAUAACAAUGAUAAACAAUAACGGAGCAACAAUGCAGUACCACUUCAAUGAUACAAAUACCACUCCACUGGUACACGUACCACUCCACUGGUACACGUACCACUCCACUGGUACGUGUACCAGUGGAGUGGUACGUGUACCAGUAGAGUGGUACGUGUAAUUAAUGUACCAGUGAGAGAAAUUAAUUAUGUAAUUAAUGGGGGUGAUUUCGUUUUUCCCCAGAUUCUUUCUCUUUUCCAAUGUGGUGAGAGACCCCAAAUUACAAGAUUAAAAAAAAUAAAAAACCAGUUUAAUUAAUACUUGCCAAUGAUUGGAAAUAAAAUUGGCCAAUCAUAAAGGGGGUGUCAAAAAUCACUACCCCUUUAGGGGUAGUCAAGCUAACCGAUCCCUCAAAACAUUACAUAAAAAAAAAAAACCAACUUAUGUAUGAUCAAUAAUUGGGAUUGUGUCCACUAAACACAUUGAACCUAACCCAUCCUUAUUUAUUACUUUUUCUUUUCUCUAACUUUGUGACGUGAACCCUAUUCAAUUAUUAAACAAAAUAUCAAAUGAUAAUGUCACAUUAUGUCCUGAUCUGCUCUUGGAUCUAACCUACGUAAUCCCGUUGCCGACCCAGCCGGCCGCCGGCCGGCGACCCUCUCUCUUCAAUGUUUUUUCAUAUUAAAAUAAACGUUGCAGUACCCAUCAGUCAAUAAUCAACCAUGUAACCUUCUGAUUCAUCAGCUGGCAAUUCCAUUAUAAUAUUAUUUCACUUGAUAUAUGGUGAUUCGUUUGGAUUUCUCUUCGUUUCUUUUAAAAACAGGAUCUGGUCUUCAUUCUCAAAACAGUCAAACUCCACUCUUUUCUUUGGGCACAAUAUAAUUACUUACACAUGGCUCUCCUGGAUCGAUGGAUUUGAAUUAAACAAGUUGAUUCUUUUGUAUAUAGUACUAACAUGUGGCUUAUUUGAUAUAUAUAUACCCUCUCGGGGUUUGAAGAUCCUUUGACAGUCAUACAAAAGUCAGUAAUUAAGUAUGUGUUCUUGCAUUGAAACGAAUGCAUACCUGAAGACAGAGAAUUGCAUUCUACCGGCUAAAUAGUCUGCACAUAACGUACUUUGUGCCCUUCGUGAUAGAUUUGAUGGAUAGCAACCUCUUAGUCUUGCUAGAUGAGAGCGAGGAACUUGUGGAGGAUGGCCAUCGGCUGGUCUCUGUCCCCGAGAGGAUUUGAGCUGCACACAUCGAGUCUAGCUCCACCUCGAACACGACGAACCCCAAGGUCACAUGGCAACCGAAGUCCUUGUACAACGCUUCUGAUAAACUCUACACAGAUAACAGAGCAAAUACCUAGGUUGAUAGCGUGAAUGCUGCUAAGCAGCAUCCUGUUUGAUCUCUCAACAAACGUGGUUUGAGUAAGAGAACACGGAGCCAUCGAUGUUGGGAAUAACCCACUCGAGAGGUGGUGACUUCCACAAGAUCUCCACCUCCGUUCUUUUUGCCAUAAAUACCCUAGAAGUGGACAAAUAGUUAAAGACAAAAUCUUUACCGGCAACAAGUACAAAAUAAAUAAUAAUAAUAAUAAAGAUAGUUGACAUAAAUUGAACCAUCGUGAGAGAGUCUUUUGAUCGCCUCAAUUAUCCUCUCUAUAACACAUAAAAUAAAAUAUCAUCCUUAUAAGCAUUUAUGAACUAGGAUUAUCAAAUCGUCUUCCCAUCUCGACCAUACCGAUAAGGAGGGUAAGAUAGAGAAUUAAAGCUACUAGCUAAGUAUGCCAGGUUGAUAUUAUUAUUAUUAUAAAACCAAGGUAUAUUAGUAAAACAAAAACACUACUUGGAUUGGUACUUCUAUAUAUAAAAAAAGUCUCCCUAGGAGCAAGUGAGCAACCCAUCAUUUCCACAAACAAAAACUUCCACACACUCCCUCUCUUUCCCACCAAGAUGGGCUCCUCCGCCAAUGGCGUCGUCAACGCCCCCGCCCCAUCUCCAAAACGACACGUCGUUUGCAUCCCGUACCCGGCGCAGGGCCACCUCACCCCGAUGCUGAAGCUGGCCAAGCUCCUCCACUCCACCGGCGGCUUCCACAUCACCUACGUCAACACCGAGUACAACCACCGCCGCCUCCUCAAGUCCCGCGGCUCCGCCUUCGCCGCCGCCCUGCCGCCGGACUUCCGGUUCGCCACCAUCCCCGACGGCCUCCCGCCGUCGGAUCUCGACGACGCCACGCAGGACAUCCCGGCCCUCUGCCAGUCCACCAAGAACACCUGCACGGCCCCGUUUCGCGACCUCCUCGUCCGGCUUAAUGAAGACGACGACGUGCCGGCGGUGAGCUUUGUGAUCUCUGAUGCCUGUAUGAGCUUCACGCUGGACGCCGCGGAGGAGCUCGGGAUUCCCGAGGUGAUUUUCUGGACGCCGAGCGCUUGUGGGGUUCUCGGGUACGCCAAUUACCGGCGGCUAGUUAGGGAAGGCCUUGUCCCGUUGAAAGACGAGAAGGACCUCACGAACGGCUACCUGACCACGCCGGUGGCCGGAAUCCCAGCCAUGGAAGGAAUCCAGCUCAAGGACUUCCCCAAUUUCAUCCGAACCACCGACCCGGACGACGGCAUGCUCAACUUCCUCAUCCGCGAAAUCGACCGAACCUCCCGCGCUUCCGCCGUCGUAUUCAACACCUUCCGCCCCUUCGAGUCCACCUUCCUCGACUCCCUCUCCUCCGGCGCCGCCGCCUUCCCGCCGAUCUACCCGAUCGGCCCGCUCCACUUCAUGAUCGACCAAAUCGCCCCCAAUUCCCUGCCCUCCAUCACCUCCAGCCUCUGGAUCGAAGACUCCGAGUGCCUCAAUUGGCUCAACACCAAACCCCCCAACUCCGUCGUCUACGUCAAUUUCGGGAGCAUCACCGUCGUGACGCGCCACCAGAUGGUCGAAUUCGCGUGGGGGCUGGCCAACAGUGGGAAAGACUUCCUCUGGAUCAUACGCCCCGAUCUGGUCCGCGGCGAGUCGGCGAUGCUCCCGGAGGAAUUCGCGGCGGAGACGGAAAACAGAGGACUCCUGGCGAGCUGGUGUAGACAGGAGGAGGUGCUGAGACACCCGGCGAUCGGAGGGUUUUUGAGUCAUAUGGGUUGGAAUUCGACGCUGGAGAGCGUAUCCUCCGGCGUGCCGAUGGUGUGCUGGCCGUUUUUCGCGGAGCAGCAGACGAAUUGCUGGUCAGCGUGUAAUGUGUGGGGAGUUGGGAUGGAGAUUGAUUGGGAUGUGAAGAGAGGGGAGGUGGAAGGGCUGGUGAGGGAGCUGAUGGACGGGGAGAAAGGGAAGGAGAUGAAAGGGAAGGCCGUGGAGUGGAAGAAGUUGGCGGAGGAAGCGACGGCGGAGGGAGGUGGGUCUCGCCGGAGUUUUGAUGAGCUUGUGGAGCUUCUUCAGGGGAAGGGUGGGAGAAGAAAUUGAGGGGGAGUGGAAAUGAAUUUUAAAUUGCGCGGUAAAAAAGUUUGGACAAUUGGGCCGGAACUUUUGGUUCAUUGGGGUGGGCUUGAUACAAAUAUUGAAGCAAACGGGUAUGUACUAUGGAUAUCCGAUAAAAUUGGAACGAUACAGGUUAUGUACUAUGGAUAUUUACCGUCUUCCAUGUGUCUAUUGUUAUUUGGGCUUGUUUAAUAAAAAAAUUAGCAUGAACAUAUUGGUUAGGAAGGGACAACAAAAUUCGGAUCCACGGGUACCCUAUCUGAUCCAACCCAAUCGAAAAGAAUAAAAUUUAUGUUGAUGGAUUGCAAGUUGAAAUCCUUUGCAUUGUUUAGUGGGUUGGGUUAGGAUUUAGGUAUAUCAGGUUCAUGGAUACCUGUCCACACCCAUACUCUCACAAUCCGUCGAUUCAAACCCAUGUUUAUUUUAAAUUUUGAAUAAUUAUAUGGAUAAUUGGUGGAUUUGCUUGUAUGUACAAGAUUGGUGUUUUUUGUAUGGUUAAUGUGUAUGGGGCAGAUUGGAUAAUUUGUGGGUUCACUUUCCUUCUAGUACUAUAGUUGACGAGCAUUAUGAGGGGAGAUAAUUGCUCGUUACUACGACCUUUUUCAACAAAUCUAGGAAGGGGGGUUUCAUCACUUGUGCUGUCUGAGAUUAUAUAAGGUCUGAGACUCACCUGAGAAUUGGAGGUUAGGAAAAUUCUUUUACAGACGGACUCGCUCAUUGUGAAGUCACUUGUCGAGGUAGCCGACUGUCACCAUCCACAUUAUGGGUGCGUAGCUGUGAUCAGACAGUGUUUAGCUCUUCCUUGACCGUUCAAAAUUGCGCAUGUGUGUCGCGAGACAAACUUUGUAAAAGAUUACCUAACUACUCUGAGGUUUUCUCUUUCUAUUGGGGAUCCAUUUCUUUUACGUACCUCCAGGUGUGUUCUCAUACUGGUUGUUUUUUGACAGUAUGACGGUUCAAACCCCUCGAUUCACUAAUGCUACGGUGUUGUUGUGGAAAAGUGUGACACUGAUGCCGUUUCAUUUUUUAUCGGUCACACGAACAGUACUAAUGACAGAGAAUUAUCUCUACAAAUUUGUGCUAUAAAGAAGAAGAAAAAAAAAAAGAAUUAUGUGCUCCAUUUUCCUAAUUCGUAAUUUAAAACGUAAAAGCGAGAGCGUUGACCUUAGGCACACAAAUUAGGUUACAUAACUCUAGAGCCUAUAUACAAGAAGUCAGUCCCUACUUAUUGAUGUACAAUGAAAUGAUCAGCCUUCUCCUACCAUCACUUGUUAGCUAGGAACUUUGCUCCAUAUGAAUUCCCUAUUGAGAUUCAUUUCAUUUAGAGGAGAGGACCCAACCCUACGCACUCCAAUAAGGUUUGCUUCGGUAUAAUGUAAGACUAGGGUAGGGUUGGUCAGGAAGAGAACAAUGUACUAACAAAAAUUUAGAACAAUAAGGUUCAACUAGUAGACUAACUUUUAUAAGAAGUUCCUCACAAAUUCGUAAGAUAGUAGCAUUGUAGUAAUUUAGACAAUUUCCAUACUGUCUCCAGUGAAUUUGUGAUGUAUUCGCAUCCAAUGCAGUCAAAAGCGCGAUUCUACCUAGAAGCGGAAAAGGGGUAAAAUCGUAAAGCGUAGAAUCAAAGCGUAAAAGCGUACGCUUUUACGCAUACUGAAAAAUAACUAAAAAUCUAUUAAGUAGGACAUAUGCUAUGCAAAAUAUGAAUACACAGAAUUUAGAUAAGUUAAUAAAUACAUGCGAUUCAUGUUUAAAGUAGAGCAACUUAUAGCAUCUUAAUAAUAAGUUCGUAAACAUAAAUUUUAACGAUAAGCCACUUUUUCCUCUAUGCUAAUGAAUUUGUAAAAACCCUAGCUGGUGAAUUAGAUUACUCUAUUGAAGUUGAGAAUGCAUCCAAGUAUCUAGUAUGUAUCUUUUAAUCUCAAAUGUAUCAUAUUGUUAGUGAUUUACUUUAAAAAUAUACUUUUUAUAAUUAA
Linum trigynum is the source of this 6522-nucleotide messenger RNA. NCBI's taxonomy places the organism in Eukaryota, Viridiplantae, Streptophyta, Magnoliopsida, Malpighiales, Linaceae. The record is from the annotation of a GenBank genome assembly.